GGCACACUUGAACCGAGCUGCUCUAUGAAGGUAGGCUGCAGCGUGUGUUUAUUGAUGAGAUGAAAAGAAGAUGGAAGUGAGAAAUGAAACAAAGUAAAGGAACAUAUUAAAAACAAACUAUACGCGCUUCGUCGGGGGAAACAGGGGGAGCCGUGGAAACGCUGUCGCCACUUUUUAAACGAGCUUCGAAGUGCAGGGAAACACAUGAUUUGGACAGAGAGGACUGACAGCCUUGCCUAGCGCCCGGCCUCUGAUCAGCCAUCUCCACCAGCAAACUGAAGCUCGACCCGCACUUCAUCACCAGCCACACAAGCAUCUUUGGAACAAAACGUCAUCUAACUGUGACAUCAGUUGCAAGGGGAUGACCGAGCGCAUUCAUAACAUCAAUCUCCACAACUUCAGCAAUUCUGUACUUGAGACCCUCAAUGAGCAGCGCAACCGUGGGCACUUCUGUGACGUGACUGUUCGGAUCCAUGGAAGUAUGCUGCGAGCUCACCGGUGCGUGCUGGCUGCUGGAAGCCCCUUCUUUCAGGACAAGCUGCUCUUGGGCUACAGCGACAUUGAGAUCCCCUCUGUGGUCUCAGUGCAGUCCAUCCAGAAGCUGAUUGACUUUAUGUACAGUGGGAUUCUGCGGGUGUCUCAGUCAGAGGCCCUGCAGAUCCUCACUGCUGCCAGCAUCCUACAGAUCAAGACCGUCAUUGAUGAGUGCACUCGCAUCGUGUCCCAGAAUGUGGGCCUGGCUGGGCCAGGGGGGUUCCCUGUCAUACCGGGAGACUCUGGUCAGGAUACACCCCGUGGCACGCCAGAGUCCGGCACCUCUGGGCCCAGCAGCGACGCAGAGUCAGGUUAUAUGCAAGCAACAUCACAAAGCAUGGAACGUGCAUACACAUCACUGUACUCCUACCCCGGCCUCACUCUGCAGAACGGCACCCGCGAGCGACCCCUGUACAUGAACCCCAUGGCAAAUUACGAUCCGACCCUCAGCACUCAGAAGGACCAGCAAUCUCAAGACCCGCCCUGGAUGAACCGCAUCCAGGAGAGGUCUCAGCAGGUCGACCGCUUCAUCACAGCAGAGUCCACCCACUGCCGCAAGCAGCCCCGACCGGUACGCAUACAAACAGGAGGGGUGCACAUAAAGCAGGAGGCCGACGACGAGUACAGCUGCUACGACACUUUGGUGGACUGCCACGACGACACUGACCAUACUGAGGGUGUAGAGAGUGAAUCCAAGGUUGAAAGUUUUGACUCAGGGGUGAGCUCGUCCAUCAGCACUGAGCCAGAUGCUAUGGAGCAGCAGCCGUACCUGGGCUUCAGCCGAGAAGGGGGCGGGGACGGCCAGCAAGGUGAGGGAGGUCUGGUGCAUAUAGAGGUCAACGACUCGUCCCCGGAGCAUGUGCAAGACACGGAUGAUGGGGACACCCACAGCACUAGUGACAGUAGCAUGAUGCAGCCCCUGCCAAACUCAGUCAUGCCCCUGCCAGGUGCCCCGCACUACAUGCGCACGACAGAAUCACACACCAGCAACCUGAGGAUGCCGCUCACCGUGACCAGCAAUCCCCAAGUGAUGGGCACCGCUGGAAACUCCUUCCUGCCCACACUCUUUCCUACACAGCAGGCCAGAGAAAACAAGCCUUUCAUUUACCUUCCCGGCCAGCAGCCAUCCCAGUUUGUGGCCGUGCAGCCCCCUGCUAUGCCACCAUUCCCGAACCCCAUGUCGGUACAGCAAUCGCCAAGUCAGCAGCAACAGGUCGCAGGAGGACUUGGUCCGGGGGAGAAGAAGCCCUAUGAAUGCACUCUCUGCAGUAAAACCUUUACUGCCAAACAGAACUACGUCAAACACAUGUUUGUCCAUACUGGUGAGAAGCCUCAUCAGUGCAGCAUCUGCUGGCGCUCGUUCUCCCUGAAGGAUUACUUAAUCAAACACAUGGUGACACACACAGGGGUGCGGGCCUACCAGUGCAGCAUCUGCAACAAGCGCUUCACCCAGAAGAGCUCUCUCAAUGUCCACAUGCGGCUGCACCGUGGAGAGAAGUCCUAUGAGUGCUACAUCUGCAAGAAGAAGUUCUCACACAAGACCCUGCUGGAGCGGCACAUGGCCCUGCACAGCACAGGCAGCGCCAUCACAGGGCUGUCGGGGGGCGCAGGCAACCCGGGCCCCGUCUCCAUUCCCAUGCCUCUGGCUGUCCCUGAGCCGGGAGCAGGAGUGGUGGCCCUCGCCAUGCCAGUGAGCGGAGGUGCUGGAGUAGGGGCUGGGGUUGGAACAGGAGUGGGUGUAGCGGCAGAAGCCAGCUGCCAAGAAGGGACCACCUACGUGUGCUCCGUCUGCCCUGCCAAGUUCGACCAAAUGGAGCACUUCAAUGACCACAUGCGAAUGCAUGUCUCCGAUGGAUAAGUACUAAUAGAUAAACUUCUUUCAAAAAGAAUGACAAAUAAAAUGGCACUAGAUUUUCCUUUUCUUAUUUUGAGGUAUGAAGAGUAAUGAGUAUAGACACUGGCACAUUAAGUUUCCCAAAAAAAAUCUUUUUUUUUUUUUUUUUUUCUGUUAUUCUAAAAGAAAAAAAAGAUGGUGGCCUUAAGGCUUAGUAGUUUGAUAUUGAUCUACUGGAUGGAUCCUAACUACAGGCCUCUAAAUGUAUGCUUUCCUAAAAUACUGAUUUAUGUGUUGAACACUACCGAAAGGCCUACGAAAGAAACACCUACACACAAACACACCUUUAGAGUAGAUGAGUCUGAAUGGAUAUACGUGUGCGUACAUGUUGGAGUGUUUGCUUAUUUGCAUGUUACUGUCUGUUUGUCUGUGUGUGUCUGUGUCUGUGUGUGUGUGUGUGUGUGUGUGUGUGUGUGUGUGUGUGUGUGUGUGUGUGUGUGUGUGUGUGUGUGUGUGUGUGUGUGUGUGUGUGUACAUUGCCAUGAAACAUAAAUCAUGGCAGUUGUGAACCCAUACUGACCAGUUUGGAACAUAUAGAUGUCCAAGCUUACUGUGGUAUAAUUAACAUCAACAAUAACAAAAAAAAUCAUCUGGGGUCGGGCUACAUAUUCCCUCUAAAAUAUACUGAUGGUCACAAGAUUGCCUUCUUAUGUAAAAUAAAAAAGGAGACUAGUUAAUUUGACACUGGGCUUUAUUUAUUCCUAUGGUAUUAAGGGAUUAUGAUGCAGCUGUUGUCAAGGUACCAAUUUCAAUCAUUUUACUGAAAUGUAAUUUCCUGUCCGUGGCGACAGGGACAAAUAUUUCUCAUAUGUUUUGUAAUUGUUGUCCAUGCAUUUUGGUGGUUUACUAAAUUAGGGUGUGUUGAUGAGACAGUAUUUGAGCAAAAACAUGUUUCUUUUUUUCUGAAGUUUGGAGUUUAACUCAUUUGCAUACACUGCCACUAAUAUCCUAAAAGACUGUUAAGGCUCAUAGACCUCUUCCAUUUCAAAACAUGAGAAAAAAAGAAAGAUUGUUUUGCUGAUGGUUUAUGUUAGCCUUUCACGUUCACAGUUAUGGCAGGCUGGCAAAAUGCAACUAAACUCUCUCCUUCAUAAUUGCUGCUCCUCAACUUGCACCUUACUACUAUGGGAUGUAGAUUAAAAUCGUCACUCUAAGUGUUGUUAUUGAGUAGCCGACGUGGCUGUAAUUUGAUUAUCUAAUUAUAAUACUUGGGGGGGGGGGGUUUAUGGGUGUUGUUGAUUGGAACAGUGUAAAAGAGGGAGGGAUUAUAUUUGACUCAAUCGGAAAUAAAUGCCACCCUGAUCCAAGAAGCGCUGUACAACCUGUUCAUUACUAUUGCAAAGCCAUUUCAGUAAGUGGGAGCUAAAUGCAUUACUCUUCAUGUAUCGGCUCUCCCUGAAGGCAGAAAUGGCAUGCAACGUUUUGAAAGGAAAUACAGCCUCAAAGCAAAAACAAGUAGCUCCAUUGAUUUCACACUGUUUCGUGAUAUACCACAACCUGCAGAUGGACUUUCUACACAAUAGAAUACAUUCCUGAAUUUUCUAAAAACCUAGACACAGCAUGUACAGAAUAGAUUUGGAAGCUAGUUGUCAUCCAUGCAUUACAUCACAUUAGGCUCAUUUCUGAUAAUUGACUUGUUUUGUAUUGCUUUUUAUUCGAUAUAGGACACACACACACACACACACACACACACACACACACACACACACACAUGCAACUGCCUACAACUGCAAUCUGAAGGAUUUGCUCAUUUAUGUGAGCGAACACUUUCGUAGUUGUAUUGUUAAAAGAAUAAAUAACUGCAUACAGGGGUCUUAAAAAGACCUGCUGUUGAUUUAAAAAAAACAAAAAACAAAGUGCUACUUUGCACAUUUUCUUAAAUGCCUGUGCUUACUAUUUAAUCGUUUUCCUUUCAUGAACUUCUAUGAUUUUCUUUUAUUCAAUUUCAAAGGAAAAAAAAAAACAUUUUUUAAAUCUUGAUAAGUGGACUGCAUUAUUUACUUGCAUAUAUGUUGCACUGCUUAAACCAAUAAGUGCACUACUGUUAACAGAGAUAUUAUAGUUUUAGAAAAGAGGAUUUUUUUUUAAAUCUAACAUUUGGUUGUAGAGUUCACAUGUAAUAGAAUAGCUUUGUUUCAAUUUAUUCAUUAAGUAAUUCAGCGGUUCUUGGCUUUUGUUAUUGCUUGCACUUACCUACAGUAUAUCCUCGUGCCGUGUUAAUGCAAGCAUUUAUUUUUAUUUAAAUAUGUACCAUUAUGUGUGCUCAUCUAUCUUUUAACCUUUGAAUUCUUUCUUUUUACGGAGUCAGCUCCCUAUAACAGUUAUCAAUCGCAUUUCUUUAGAAACAGACAGAACUUUCCUCUGAGAACAUCCAAGCCAAACAACAGUAACAGUGAAACCGUUUUAACAAACGCAACUCCCGUCCAACUCCGUUGGCGGAGGUCAUAAUAAUAACUAUUAUUAUAUGAUUAAUAAUAAUACAUUUAUAAUGUGUGUGUGUGUAACAUAAAUGAUAUGUGUGUCCUAGAACAAUUUUCUGUGGGUGUGGGGGGUGAUGGAAUGCAGCUUCUUUGAUAUGUGUCCGUCAGUCGUGUCCCUUCCUUAGUGUUCGUAUGUCUGUGAGUGUCUGUGCGGUAUAUAGCCUAAUCAAACUGUUAAUAAGUGGAAUACCUGAACUGUAGGGCUUCCUUUGCAAUAUGCAGCGCAGGUACUAUGAGAAGCAGCUCUCCAAACCUUUUGGGCUAAUACGGCACCUGUGACAUAUGUUCUGAGAUUUGAGGAAAGCUGAGGUCAAGUACUCUUGUACUUCAUUGUUCCCAUUUGGAGGAGUGAUACCCAGUGUUUUGAAGUUUCAUAUAAUUGCUACUAGAUUUCCAAUCCCUGUGGAAAUGAAGUCAAGUGUUGAACAUGUGAGACCUGAGGAGACUCUGUGUUCUGGUUUCUCCUCAGCUGAAGAGAGUGGACACACGUGAGGAAUAUAGUGAACAAGCAGGAGGUUAGUCCUCAGUAAAAGUAGCACAUUAUUUAACAUUUGAUUGGGCCUGUCUCCUAUGGUGUGCAUAUAAGCCUAAACUGUAUGGUUCCUGUUUGUAGCUGUUGUUGCCAGGAUGGCAAUAUUGCUGCAUGCUAGUGCUAUAUUUGUCUCUACACAGCACGUGGAGGGUAAUCUCAUGCCUUAACAGACAAUGCACUAAAUAGAAAAUGUUAGCAACUGCCGAGAUCUCUUUCCAACAGUACUGCCACAUGUAUGGCACACAGCUCAUGGUGUUGGUGUUUGUUGUCUGUUCAGUAUACCAAGUUAAACACUGCCAACUAGCAUCAUCACUUCUUCGAAAGCAAAGGCAGAGACAUGAAUUGUUUCAAUAACGUGUAAUGUAUGUAUUCAGUAAUCGAGCAUUCCUUCAUGGCACCUAAAUUUUACAUAUUUUGUGUAAACACAUAUAUCAAAUGCACUAUUGACUGUAGCUAGAUGAGUACAACCAGCUUUGUGGUAUCAUUGGUCUAAAUAGUAGGUUAAGUAGCUCGUUGUUGGUUUUUUGAAAUAUUUGAUUUCAGAAUUACACUAUCAAUUGUUUCUCUAUUUUUUUCAUAUUUUUUGGAUUAACAAAAGUAGCCGAUCUCGACGUUAUCCGGAUGAGGGCUAAUAACUCGUCCCAUGGUCAGUUGACUUGUUGUAUCAUAAGGUGUUUGAGGCAGACCAGGCUUGGAUAACACCCUGUCUGCGGUGUGUCAUAACGUGCUAUAGCAUCCCCCUACCCUGUUGCAUUAGCAUCACACGCUCUUCACUGUCCAUAGUUAUAUAUUCCUUAUACUGCUUCAGCUACUCGUGGUGGUGCUUAAUUCUCUUUUCUCCGUGUCGCGAAAAAGUUGGUUGAAAAUUGUUAAAGGUUGCAACAUUUAUCCAGAAAAUAAGUCCUUAUCUCAAUCGUGCUUCUUCUAGUUGUUAGUUUAAAAGAAAAAAAAAGUCUAGACUUUAUGUUUGCAAAGUGUUUGCAUAUUUUCCAGAACAAAACAUAUUGAAAAGUAGAUACUAGCCUUGAGCCUGCAGCUGUUUGUAUUGUGUUUCAAAUAUAUUACUGUUCAUGUUUUGUUUAUCUAGUGUAGAGACACAGGGUCUACAGUACAUUGUUGUCCUUCUUGCAGUAUGUUUAAUUCAUCGUUAUACUUCUUUAUUUCAGACUUCCUCCUGCUUUUUUUAUGGUGAUCAUAGUGGUGUUGUUUAUACAUACAUAGCUUCACGCAACUGGAUAAAGGAUAGUCAGUUUUUGAGUCAUAUUUCACAUUGUACUAUAUAUGCCUAUAUGCUUUGCAUUGAGAUGAAAACAAGGAAAUGGGAGAUAGUAAUGGUGAGGGUGAUGUUGAGUAAGGAACAGGUUCAUUUUAUUCUGAUAAGCAUGCGUCUGUCUUCCUGUUUGUCUUUCAGUCUGUCUCCACACAGUUUUAGUUUUUCCAGCUUGAAUAAAGUCACAAAGAGUAGAGUACAGAAAACACGUUCAGAUGAUACUUAACUGCAUUUCUUUUUUGGGCCUUCUACAGUACACAAGAAUGACAAAGAUAACUUCUUACAGAUAUAGUAUAUAUAUUUAAGUAUCACCGUUGCCACACAGAUGGGGAAUACAUUUCAAAUACUUUGAUAAAGACAGCUAGAGUAUACAGUACCUUGUGGGAUAUAGGGAAUAUGACUAUCAAGUGCCUAUCAGUACAUACAGCAACUAUACAGAAUAUUCAUAGUGUUUCUCUCCUACAUUGCACAGAUACAGUAUAUACACAAUGGUCUAUUAAAAAAUACUAUUUAUACUAUUACUGCUAACACCCGGUGGUUGUGAGUGCAUCCUAAGAGAACCCUUUAAUACCUGAAAUGUUCUAUUCAUAUACAGUAAAAAGCUACAUCUGCAAGUUUUAUUUUUAUCUUACAUUUAUACAGUGUGGAGGAUUCAAAGAUUGAAAAGAUUGAAAUGUAAUGAUCUAUUUAUUUCUUUGUUUCACGUUGCUCUCUCUCAUUGAUGUUUUUAGCCAUAACCUGUGCUGUGUGUCUGUGGGGAAAGGGCAGUGGCACUUUGUGAACAGUGGAGGGAGACACACGUCAAGCGUAAUAGAGGAAGUUAACGCUGCCUGACACAACAUUGGGGGAAAAAAUCAACUAUUUAGAAUUGUUUUAAUUAGUUUUUGGUAAAUAUCGCCACUAUUUAGAUUGUUAUAACAUAUCUAAUCGUGGUAUUAGAUUCAUCCGCUUGCAAAUACUUUUAAUUCAUUCAAUUCUCAGAGUUUAUUUGUUUUCCCCCAGGCAGUAGGAACUGGCAGCUGCUAUGAUUUCAAAGUACACCCUGUGUCCUUUGACCUUGAUGACGGGCUUUUCCACAUGCAAGCCGAUGCCCGAUUUCCCCAUAAACCACCAUAACAUUUUAAUCUUAUCUGACAGCAUUGUUGUUUACGUGCAGCUUGAAAAAUGGCAACGGGGAAGCAAUGAGCAACGUGAAGAAAAGAAAGUGGUCAUUUUAUAUAUUUUUAACCUCUGCUGUGUUUGGAGGAAAAAUGACAUUACAAAUUGCCAUCAGAGAACACACACUGCAUUCAAAUGUGUUUCAUUGGUUUGUUCGACAACAUGAAAACAAAGUAGAAUAAAAAGGCAUAAAUCAAGUUUGAGGACUGGAGUGGCUCUGAGAUAAAAGGAUUUUGGGAUGGAUUAUUAUUUUGUCCCCUGUGGACUAAUUACCACAGAUUUCUCUGUAACCUUCUCCAGCCUAGUUACUGCGCCAAAUUUAGGAAAGAAAAAAAGACACUUUUGUUAAAUUAGAUGAGAGAAAAAAGUGGGCAGAAAGAGAAAUACAAAAUAUGAAAUAAAACAAAUCUGCAGAACUCGAAAUAUAAAAGAAUCUGAGUGAUUGCGUUUAGUUUGAAUCUUUAAAUCCUCCAUAAUACAAGAAUACAUAGGAGAAAACAGCUAUGAUUAACAAAUACAUUUUGAAGGCUUAGUUUCAUAGACGUUUACUAUAAAAUAAAAUAAAAUGAAGCAUUAGUAAAAUAGGCAAUGUGAUAUAACUAGUCCCUGUCAUCCAACCGUCACACUAUGACGCACACACACAGCAUCUGCUCAGAUCUUACCGUCAACCAUCCAGAUUUUUUAUUUUUGAGCUUUACACACAAACAGUGAAGCAGCUGUUCAGAUUUUUAAGUAGGACACAGUUAGCCUAAGCUAUAACAACAUCUAUUAUCUCUAUGAUGCUUUCUCCGAACAUGCAGUUAUUACCCUGGUGAGGUUUUUAAUAAGGAUCUUCAUCGGGUCACUAUCAUCCGUCAGUCCAAAGGAAGCAUGCAGUCCUGUCAACCUUUUGAUUAACCUGUAGGGGAGAACUUUGUUUUCAAUGGAGCUAAAUUUAUCAUUUAAAUGUCCCUGUAUGUUUUUCUAUCACAAGAAUUAGUAGACUUGAUUUAGCGUCUAUAUUUUCUCACUCGCUGUAUUUUCUUUUUGGCUGAGUCCGGCUUGACGAUUGGUUUUAAAGUGUGUUAACGAAAAACAUGCAUUCCUGUUCAAGUCCAGAGCAUUCCAACUCCUAGUCUGGCAUUCAUUUAUCGCACUUAAAUUAUCAUUAAGGAGGAUUUCCAGCACUUAACAGCUUUACACAUCUGUUGGAUUCUUGGUCAUGUAGUAGCAAACAUUGCCCAUUACAUCAAGGUUUUGUAAAAUGUAUAUUUCCCAAGAUUUUUUAUUUCAAAUCUCAUCUCGCUGUUAAUUCAGAUUUCUUGUCUGGAGCUUUGUGAGGGCCGGUUCUAUAGACAACAUGCACUAUGCUAUUGCUCUGUUUCUCUAUGUAGGUCUCUCUUUCAUAGUGCACGGACAUUAAAUACACAAAAGGAUGUUGGUCACUGUCUCAGCCAGCACGUAGUCUGACGUAAAGGACUCUAAAACAUUUAGCACUGUAAUGUACCUAAACCUUUAAAGCGGGGCCAUGCCAAUCAGUAGAAGUAACAAAACAAAAAAAAAAACUGUACUAGACAAUGUUUGUUUUUAUAAACCAAAGAAG
Eleginops maclovinus (Patagonian blennie) is the source of this 9450-nucleotide messenger RNA. RefSeq names its product zinc finger and BTB domain containing 20 (gene zbtb20). The record is from RefSeq and is a predicted model, not a curated record. Gene Ontology annotation, molecular function: RNA polymerase II cis-regulatory region sequence-specific DNA binding; protein binding; DNA-binding transcription factor activity, RNA polymerase II-specific. Gene Ontology annotation, biological process: regulation of transcription by RNA polymerase II. The transcript has 4 exons. NCBI's taxonomy places the organism in Eukaryota, Metazoa, Chordata, Actinopteri, Perciformes, Eleginopidae. Bases 362 to 2392 code for a protein of 676 amino acids.